Nilaparvata lugens (brown planthopper) is the source of this 3379-nucleotide messenger RNA. RefSeq lists its product as uncharacterized. The coding region runs from base 426 to 2951 and encodes 841 amino acids. The record is from RefSeq and is a predicted model, not a curated record. Lineage: Eukaryota; Metazoa; Arthropoda; Insecta; Hemiptera; Delphacidae. The transcript is spliced from 3 exons.
ACCAACCCACAAAAUUCAAAUUAUUGAGUUUGGUUCACCAGUGCAUUAUUCAUGCCAGUUUGUACAUUUAGCUGAAUGGAACCAACUCUCAAUCAGCUGGAAAUAUUUUUUUUUUAGUUUUAUUUUAUUUCUGGAAAUUGUAUUUGCUGUAGUAGUUUUAACAGAAAAGAACCAAGCUUGGUUCUUUAAUAAACAUACUACAACAAUUUGAUAGUAUAGAACCAAGUGGGUUGGCUCCCGAUUUUUGAACAGAUAAACCUAUGAAAUAUUUCUUCAGAGAGGAACCAAGUGGGUUGGUUCUGUUCAGCUUUAUACUGUAUGUGCUACAACAUCAGCUGUCAUCACUGUCAUCAGCUUUAAUACUGUGUUGCUAUUCAGGUUAUGUCUGAUUAGAAGAUUCAGUUGUUUAUAGUAAGUCGAAAAGAAUGUCAAGAGGACAAUACUUGGUGGAUUUGGCCAAAAAGAAAACAGGCGAGUCAAUCAACAAGGACUUUGAUCAACCAAAGCCAUCCAAUCAAGGCCUAUUUGAAUCACCUGAUAAAGAUGGUGUUCCUCUGCGAAGUGAAGAACAUCCAACUUCUGACACUGGGGACCUUCUCACUGGCAAUACUGUUGUAAUGGACAUUGAUGUAAUUUCAAAUAAUGAUGAUCCGGAAUUCUUAGAAGCCCUGCAGCAUGGACAAAUAAUUAUAUAUCAAGAUCAUUUACCAGCUGAAGUAAAAGAUCAUACUUCAACAGAAUUAGACUGCAAUGAAAAUACCUCUCUUUUAGCAAAUGCAGUAGUGCAAGAUAGUGUUUUAAAUAUUUCUAGUUUAACUGAUUUAGGCCUACUGAAUAACAGUGAUCUGAUAAAUACGCUAGAUGAUGAAGGCAUUCAGUCUAACAAUACGAUUGAAACAUCAAAAUCUUACUAUAAUGAUCCUGACUGGACACCAGUUUUUGACAACAGUUAUCAUUCAGACAAAAGUGGAAGUGAUUCGGACAAAUGUGAAGAAAACUUUGAAAAUAAUAAUGAUGAAGAAACUAUCAACAACGGAUUACAAGGUACGGCCAACUCUGAUAGAAAAGCAAGAGGAAGAAAAAGAAAGUUUCCAGAACAAAACAAAGAAAUCGCAAAAAAGAGAAAAAAUAGCAAUCUUACAUAUUACAACAGCAGAGGCAACCUUCAAGAAAAAAAGCAAUUUAUAGAUGUCCAAUGUACUUGUAAACAAAAGUGCUAUGAUAGUGUAAGUAAAGCUAUUAGAACAUCAGAAUAUGAUAAAUUUUGGGAACUGGCUGACUACAAUGCCCAAAACCUAUACAUAACAUCAUGUGUUAAAGAAGAUGUAAAAAAACGUACCUAUGGAAGGGAUACAUCAAAGAGAACAUUUUCAAGGGUUUAUAAAUUACGAAAUAUACCUGUUUGUCGACAAAUGUUCACAUCAACUCUCAGAAUUUCUUCAAAAAGGGUGAAUACAGCACUUGUUAAAAUGAGGUCAAAUAUUUUGCAAGACAGACGUGGACGUGACCAAGGAGGUAGAAACCAAUUAACUGAUGACCAAAUAAAUCAUGUUAAAGAUCAAAUCAACAAAAUCCCAAAGUACAAGUCACAUUAUAGAAGGGAAAACAAUGAUUGUGAUUUUUUGCCACCCGAAAUGACACUGCAAAAAAUGUACAACAAGUAUAUUGAAGAAAAAAUUGAAACUUGUUCUCUUCAAAAGGAGUACAGUAUAAGACAGUUCAGCUGUGCAAAUCAAGAAGAAAGAAAAGGAAUAAUAAAAAGUAUUAAUGCUGUAAGCUUUUCUUCUUAUAGAAAAAUAUUCUUAAAGCACUUCAAUUUGAAAUUUAAACCGCUCAAGAAAGACACGUGCAACACCUGCGAUAGUUUUGCAGCGAGAAUAAAAUCUGCAUCUGAAGAAGAGAAGAUUGAAUUACAAGAAGAGCAUAAUAAACAUUUAGACUUGGCUAAUGAAGCUAGACAACAGCUAAAAGAGGACGGUAAACAAGCAAAGCAAAAUAACAAACUUGAAUGCCUUACUUUUGAUUUGGAGAAAACACUCCCUUUGCCUCGAAUCCCUACAAAUGUAAUUUUCUAUAAGAGGCAACUUUGGUUCUAUAAUGCUGGUGUGCAUUCACUGGGAACUGGGAGGGGGUUUUGUUAUGUAUGGACUGAGAGUGAAGCAGGAAGAGGGGCACAGGAGAUUGGUUCCUGUCUUCUCAAACACAUUGAAAAUUAUGUGGGAAGAGAGGUAGAAGACUUAGUACUCUGGAGCGAUUCAUGCGGUGGACAAAACCGGAAUGUGAAAAUUGUCCUGAUCUUGAAAGCUUGUCUUGAGGCCCACCCUUCCUUAAAAACAGUAUCCUUGAAGUUUUUAAUGCCUGGUCAUAGCUUUCUGCCGAAUGAUGCAGACUUUUCUGAUAUAGAAUCGGCUCUAAAACAUGUGCAAAGAUUGUACUUGCCUCAAGAUUACAUAGAGGUGAUUAAAAAUUGUAGAAGAAAGAAACCUUUCUGUGUUAGUAAAAUGGGAGCAACAGAUUUUAUCGGAACUGCACACUUGGAAAAAAAAAUUGUGAAUAGGAAACAAACAGAUGAAGAGAGCCCAAAGAAAAUAAGUUGGUUGAAAAUUCGAGAGAUCCAUCUGAAAAAAGAAGAACCAAUGAAGAUAUUUUCUAGGACAGAUUUUACAUCGACGUAUAAUGUCAUUGACAUCGAGAAAAAACCAACAAAGGGACGUAAAUCUACGGAUGCUCAGUUGAGUUUCAAGGAUACGCUGAUUCCCUUAUGGCCAACUGGGAAAGAAAUUGCUGCACCAAAGCUGAAGGACCUCAAAUCAAUAUUACAUCUGAUUCCCAGCGAUGCCAAACCAUUCUAUCAAUCACUUCAUGGCGAUAGAUCAGUGAUUGAUGAUAUUGAUGGUUAUAGUGGUCAUCUGGAUUUUGAAGUUGAAGUUGAGGAUGAAAAUACAGCCUAAAGCAGUAUUUUCCAAUAGAUUUAAACAUUUUUGUAAGUAAAGAUUUAAGAUGUUCAUGAUUUUACAAUAAUAAACGCAUUUUCUUGUGAAUGUUCUGUUUUGAUUAUUUUAUCCUGCUGUAUAACUCACUUUUGAAUUUUUUCAGAAAGGAACCAAACCUCAGUGCUCUUUCUGCAAAAUAAAGUUACUCAUUUUUCAUUUAAUGCAGAAAGGAACCAACCCACAAAAAGUUUAGAUAUAAAAUGAAAUACUGAAUUUGAAGGCAAGAUAACUUUAUUAAAAAACAAAUAAAAAUACUAGUGAUUCAGUACAAAAAAAAGAGUUAUAUCCCAUUCAUAUUACAUUUACAGUAUCAAUUAAACUUUGGUGGCUGUUUUCCCAAAACUGUCCAUGUGUUGAUUGGUUCCUUUCUGCUUAAUGCCGUCCAA